Scutellospora calospora is the source of this 568-nucleotide messenger RNA. The record is from the annotation of a GenBank genome assembly. NCBI's taxonomy places the organism in Eukaryota, Fungi, Glomeromycota, Glomeromycetes, Diversisporales, Gigasporaceae.
AGAUUAUGAAUUUUCACAAAGAUAUGAGUUUAUAUUUGCUGCAAAGCUUGUCCGUGGUGCCUAUAUGGUUAGUGAAAGUCUAAUGGCCAAGAAAUUAGGUUAUCCUGAUCCUAUACACGAUAGUAUAAAAGAUACUCAUAAAUCUUAUAAUAAUGCUGUUGAAUUUUUGUUAAGCAAAUUGUAUGAAUAUAAAAAGAAAUUAGAAGUUAAAAACGACAACAAUCAAGUAUUAAAUAUUAGAAAUAGCCCUUUAGCAUUUAUGAUUGCUUCGCAUAAUCAGGAAACCAUAAUUAAGGCAUCUGAAAAAAUAGAGCAAUUUGGAAUUGAUUUAAAUUCUGGGGCAAUAUAUUUUGCUCAAUUGUAUGGAAUGUGUGAUCAAAUUACAUAUACGCUUGCUAAUCUCGAUUAUCCUGUAUAUAAAUAUUUAGCAUAUGGAAAGGUAAAUGAAGUGAUUCCAUUUUUGAUAAGAAGAGCUCAGGAAAACUCUUCAGUACUUGAUGGACGCACAAUAGUUGAACAAAGAAUGUUAUGGAAUGAAAUAAUGAAUAGAUGGAAGUUUUACAAAUAA